Messenger RNA from Diabrotica balteata, 2985 nucleotides. Lineage: Eukaryota; Metazoa; Arthropoda; Insecta; Coleoptera; Chrysomelidae. The record is from the annotation of a GenBank genome assembly.
AAAGUUUUUAACUUAUUGUUUUGAAGAAGGUAUAUAUAUUCAAAAUUAUUAUUCGAUAGCUGUAAAAAAAUAUAAAAAUGACAAUGAAACACGAGGAACUAAGAUAUGCUCAUGAUGAAGGUCACACCGACGUCUGUUUUUCUGAAGAUGGAAGUAAAUUUGUUACAUGUGGAGCUGAUGGAGACAUUCGAAUAUGGUCUACAGAUGAAGGGGAAGACCCAAUCCAUAACUGUGUUGGGGAAUGGGCCUUAUCUGUUGCACAAAAGGGUGACAGCAUAUAUGUGGCUACUGGGAGUAAUGAUAUUCAAAUCCUCUCUUUAACUGAUGGUGAUAGAAAUGGAGUUUUAGAACGAUAUGUUGCACCUGUAAAUCAUAUAGCAGUAGACAGACACAGCAAGAUGUUAGCAUUAGCUGGAGAGGAUAUGGAAGUGAAACUUAUUAAUUUGGAGAAGACAGAAAAGGAAGUAAUAAUAUUUGAGGGAAUGUCGGGACCCUGUUUAAGUGUUUCUGUAUCAUCAAAAAUAAAGAAGGUUGCAGCUUCGUCUGGAGAUACUAAAUUGAGAGUGUGGGAUAUAGAAAGUAAAGAAUUAAUAAAAGAAAUUAGCUGUUUCCCAAAAACUAAUAGUUUUUCCAAUGCUAAAGUACUGUGUCGAAUUGCCUUUGAACCAACAGAAGGAAAGUAUUUAGCCUACCCUGAUAAAAGUACAGUUGUAGUACUUCAGGUUUCAGACUGGUCAGAAAAGGCAAAAUUAACUUCAGACAAAGUGUCUUCACAAUAUUCUAUUGUAACAUUUUCUCCUUGUGGAAAGUACAUUUUGUCCUCUUCACUUGAGGGAGAUUUUGUAAUCUGGAAUGUAGCUACUAGAGAAGUAUUAAACUUUAGUAAACAUGAAAAAUCUGUAGCUGUAUGUGGUUUAACAUGGAAUCCUUUAGGAAAUGGUCAAGUAGUAUAUACAGAUGUUGAGGGCCAGUUGGGAGUUAUGGAGUGCUCAGUAAAAAGUCUUCCGACUAAUUUAGAAGAUGAUGCUUUUGCUGAUGAUGUGAACUUUGAUAAUGUUCCAUUUGAUGAUGAUGACGACGAAGAUAAUGAAAAUGUCUUCUCUGUUAGUAAAUUGAAGAAGCAGUUCAUGGGAGAUGAUGACCAAGAAUUAAAAUCUAUCGCAGGUUCUUCUCGUGCUCCAACACCAAGACCUCGCACUCCAGAAAUUCCUCUCCAACCUCCAUUUAUGCCGUCUUCUACAUCAGAGCAUUUAGAUCCUAGAUAUAUGUGCUGGAAUGAUGUGGGUAUAAUUAAAUGUUAUGGAAAUAACUCAGAUGAAUCAGCUAUAAAAUCGAUUGAAGUAGAUUUUCACGAUUCUAGUUUUCAUAAUAGUAUGAUGAUGCAAAACUACCAAGAUUACACUUUGGGAUCCGUUAGUAGGAGUGCUCUCGUAGUUGCUAAUUCUAGUCAAAUUCAUGUAGUACCAUUAAAUGCCAGCUCUAAAGAGUGGAUGUUAAAAAUGGAAGAUGAUGAGGAAAUAGUUCUUGUUGCCGCGUCUGAAAAUCUUGUUUGUUUUGCAAUGGCUAACUACAUAGUAAGAAUAGCAUCCGCUUUUGGUACACAAAGGGGUGUUGUUUCAAUACCUGGUCCAGUAGUAUGUAUGACAGCAUUCAAGGAUUUACUUAUGAUAGCUUUUCAUACAUCGUCAGUAAGAAAAGGAGAUCAGUGUAUAAAUAUUAGAUUAAUCAAGUUUGAAGGUACCUCUAUUAUAUGUAAAGACAUCGGCUCGGCUUUGGGUCCUGAAUCGACAUUGAUGUGGUUGGGAUUUUCUGAUGUUGGUACACCAGCAAUGAUGGAUUCACUGGGCAUGUUGUCUAUGUACCCACAUAAUACAAAUACUUGGAUACCCUUCUGUGAUACUACCAAGCAUCGUCAAAGGCCUGGCGAUGGUUUCUUCGUAACAACUAUCUUCGAAUCCAAUCAGACAGUGGGUGGAAUCAAAUGCAGAGGUACUAUGUAUCCUGGUUUUACACCUCGUCCAACAAUGUGCGAAAUAAGCAUAGAACCAUCAUUUGCGGAAACCACCAAUGACAAAACCCAAAUGGAGAUGAACUUAUUCACAUGGUCGAUGUUGCAGAUACCCGACACUGACAAGAAGUACAAAGAGACAGCUAUAAAAGUAUUUGCAAUAGCCUGCAAGAAUAAUUUGGAGGAAAGAGCUCUAGAAUUGAUGGAGAUUCUUAUGAAUCCUCAAAUAACAACUUUUGCUCUAAAAUUGGCUUCGAAGUUAAACAGAAGAAGACUAAUAGAAAAGUUGACAGAUCUGUUAGCUCGACUUUCCGAAGAAUCAAAUAAUGCUGAUGAAAAAGAGACUGAAAAACAAGAAACACCGUCCGUGGAAAAAUCGGAAACACCAAUCGUGAAACCAGGAUAUAAAAAAUUAAGUUUAAAUUUACAUAAGCGUACUCCGAAAAUGAAAACUAAUAAAUCAGAAGAGGUGCCUGAUACUCCGGACAUUAGUGAAACGUCACAAGCUUCCGAUGUGCAAACCCCUCAAACCGAAACAAGUACAACGAACAGUACCUUCGAUAGUACCUUUAAUGAAACCGUUGUGGAUACUCAGAAAGUAGCACAGAUGGAAGCAAAUGCAAAUCCAUUUUUGAAACGUUUACAAGCCCAGAAAGAGAAAACUAACAACCCUCUUAGCUUGACUGACAAAUUUGCCGGUAUUGAGUAUGAAGUACAAACCAAAGAGAAUAGAAAUAAAAAUACAGAGAGUGGAGAAAAAAGAAAACUUGAUAACCCUGACACUGAAAAACAGAAAGGAAAACAAAUUAAAUUGGAUAUGUUUAAGUUUAAAAAGAAUUCUUAGGUUUCUUAGAAUUUUGAUUUUAUUUUAUAUGUGUAAGAAUCAAAAAGUUUUUUAUUUAAAAAAUUAAACAGAAUUCUAAAAUUGUGUAUAAUAGAUAAAUAAUACUUUCUGUAAUAUUAAAAAUCAAAAUUUU